AAAUUACGGGCGCGUGCCAGCCUCAUCGUGCGCCUCAUCUAUCACUUGAUACUUACACGACACACACAAUUAACACAUAGCAGAGACAUGGCUACCUCUCCUCGUGCAGCCGUUGCCGGCGUGGUAGCGGCGGCGGCGGUGGCGCUGUGCCUCCACGGCGCGGCGGCGCAGCUGUGCGAGGACUACUACGACGACACGUGCCCUGACGCCUACGACAUCGUGAAGCAGGUGCUCAUCGACGCCCACAGGUCGGACGUGCGCAUCUACGCCAGCCUCAUCCGCCUCCACUUCCACGACUGCUUCGUCCUGGGCUGCGACGGGUCGAUCCUGCUGGACAACAUGACUGGGAUGCAGACGGAGAAGGAGGCGGUGCCCAACAUGGGCUCGGCGCGCGGGUACGAUGUGGUGGACGCAGCCAAGGCAGCGCUGGAGGACGCCUGCCCCGGCGUCGUCUCGUGCGCCGACAUCCUCGCCCUCGCCGCAGAGAUCUCCGUCGAGCUGUCUGGAGGCCCAAAGUGGGGUGUUCUGCUGGGGAGGCUGGACGGCAAGACGUCCAGCAUCAGCGGCGCAAACAACCUGCCGGCGCCCUUCGAGACCCUCGACAUGCUUCGGAGAAAGUUCAGGGCCGUCGGCCUUAACAGCGACGUCGACCUCGUCGCCCUGUCAGGGGCCCACACGUUUGGCAGGGUGCAGUGCCUAAACAUCGCCGACUCCCCGGCCGACCGGCUCUACAACUUCAGCGGGACAAACAGGCCUGACCCAACCCUUGACCCGGCUUACCGAGCAUUCCUAAUCCGGAGGUGCCCGACGAAGAAUGGCAACAGCCCGGUUCUAAACGACCUCGAUCCAACAACACCAGACCUCUUCGACAAGAACUACUACACCAACCUUGAAGUGAACCGUGGGAUCCUCACUUCCGACCAGGAGCUCAAGUCCUCGCCCCAAGCGCGGGGCACCACGGCGCCGAUCGUCGACCAGUUUGCGAGGAGCCAGGACGCCUUCUUCAAGAGCUUUGCGCAGUCCAUGAUCAACAUGGGGAACAUUCAGCCCAUUACUGACCCCUCCAUGGGAGAAGUCCGUUGCGACUGCAAGAAGGUUAACGACAGUUAAAAAAUGAGUAAUCACGUGGAUGUGCUCCUCCGAUCCGUUAGUUUCAAUUGUACAGAUCCAGUACCUUGGCUCCUCUAAUGUGCAGAUCAUUACUUAUUGUUCUUCUGUUUAUAAUUGUUCAUAAAUGUGCAAUAAAGAGGAAACAAUUUCUCCUGUUAGCUUA
This is a messenger RNA of Setaria italica (foxtail millet), 1273 nucleotides long. Its product is annotated as peroxidase A2. The transcript is spliced from 4 exons. NCBI's taxonomy places the organism in Eukaryota, Viridiplantae, Streptophyta, Magnoliopsida, Poales, Poaceae. The record is from RefSeq and is a predicted model, not a curated record. Bases 88 to 1110 code for a protein of 340 amino acids. Gene Ontology annotation, molecular function: heme binding; peroxidase activity. Gene Ontology annotation, biological process: hydrogen peroxide catabolic process; response to oxidative stress.